AGCUGCUUCCUGAUCCGGACAGAAGGCAGCAGAGGAGCAGUUUGGUCAGCUGGCUCAGAGCUGGAUCCUCCGCUCUGCUACGUCAACUCUCCACAACUUUCCUCUGUCCACAAGCGCCCGAGCGAGCGCCUCAAAAUGCCCCACCGCGGGACACUGAUCGCCUGGGACUUGAGUGCACGGCUGUAACCCGCGGAUAGCAGCCGCCGCGUCCCCCUGCCCCGCUCCGACACUCAUGCACGCCCCGCUUUUAUUGUUGUAGCUUGUUGGCUAACGUUAGCUAUUUGUCUGAUGCGUCGCCGACAUGGACAGUAGAGAGGCGUCUUUGCGGCUCAGGUACCGCCGUCCCCCGCUGAAGCACGAGCAAGAUGAGGACUCGGACUGCGAGGAGGGCCCGCUGUCCCUCCGGAGCUCGGAAUGUCCCGGGGUGCAGCAGGUCAUCCACAGCGGACACUUCAUGGUCUCGUCGCCGCACAUCGAGCACACGCCGAAGAAGGGCUACGACUUCGACACUGUCAACAAACAGACGUGUCAGACGUACCACUUCGGGAAAGCCAGCAUGUCCCACAUCUCCAUAGACGCCUCCCUCACCAAGCUCUUCGAGUGCAUGACGCUGGCGUACAGUGGGAAGCUGGUGUCUCCUAAAUGGAAGAACUUUAAGGGCCUGAAGCUGCUUUGGAGGGACAAGAUCCGCCUGAACAACGCCAUAUGGAGGGCCUGGUACAUUCAGUACGUGGAGAAGAGGCAGAACCCCGUGUGUCACUUCGUCACCCCUCUGGAUGGGAGCAUAGAGAUGGAUGUCCAUCGCCCAGCAGAGGCCAUCGCCAAUGAGGGCAAGUGCUGGAAAAGAAGAAUAGAAAUAGUCAUUAGAGAAUACCACAAAUGGAGGACAUAUUUUAAGAAAAGGUUACAGAAGCACAAGGAUGAAGACUUGUCAAGCUUACUCAAGGACCCAGAGGAGCAGUUGUGUCUGUUCGGGGAAGUGUCUCCAGACAUGCUGCGUUUGCCCCUUUACCAGGAUGAAGAUGCAGCCAUACGACGUAUGCCCCGCAAAGGCCUGGAGAGCUCGCCCGCCCCCAUGGAGAUGGACCCGCUGUUCGACAUGGACGUGCUCAUGUCCGAGUUCUCCGACACACUCUUCUCCACACUGGCCUCACACCAGCACAUUGCCUGGCCUAACCCCCGCGAGAUAGCACACGCAGGUAACGCAGACAUGAUCCAGCCGGGCCUCAUCCCUCUGCAGCCUAACCUGGGCUUCAUGGAGACGUUCGACCCUCUCCAAGACUUAUUUCACAGCCUUCGUCCACCCGCCUACCCCUCCACCCCCCCCACUGCCACAUCUGUUCCCUCUCUACCCAGCAGCAUCUGCCCAGCACAGGCGCAGCUGCUUUCCUCCAUGCAGCUUCCCCCUGAGCAGAUGCACCCUCCCGGCCCCCUGCUCCUGUCCUCCCCCAUGUCCAGUCCAAGCGCAGGCCCCAGCAGAAGAAGUACCAGCACCGACUUCGCACCCAGCUACAUGCCUCUUUUCCCGGAGCAGGGUCCCCCCAGCGCCCAGCCCCUCUCCUCCGGGCCCCCCACUCUAACCCACGACCCUCUGACGCAGUGCCUUCCGCCCCCAGACCUGUCCUCCCCCGCCCCCCCUCGCGCUCCGUCGCUGGAAAGGACAGUUCUGAGCGACACGCACACGGCCGUUCAGGCCACCAGCACUGCCCACAAUGGAGUUCCAGGCUCGGACUAUGGCUCUAUAUCAGCACAGCCUCAGCUCCCACCUCUAGCCCCGAUGCCCUCCCCUCCUGUGCCCCAGACCUUUGCCCUUCCACAGCCGUAUCAGCCCGUCAGUGCCAACAAAAACCGUCCGGUGAAACGCAUCGCUCCGGCCAAUGCGCUGCCCGCUCCACACCUCAUUCUCACAGGUUCUUUCUCCAGCCAUCCCAACGCUGUGAUUGUGACCCCCACACACCUGAAGGCCGAGGUGGUCCCAAGCACUGGAGUGGUCAUAGCCUCCUCUUCUCUGGCUGGGUCUCCAAACUUUAACGUGGUGUCUCAGCCGCAGAACUCCCCACAGCCCUUGAUACAAACUGACACCUGCUUUUCUUCCAGUCACAAAAGCUCCAGAGCCUCACCCAGUGCUGCUCACAGUCGGUCGGGUUCCGGCUCCCCCUGUGGGUUAGACCAGGUGCCAAGUCCUCAGUCUUCUAUCAACAACAGUGGCUUGCCACUAGUUAAGAAUGAACAGCAUCAGGGCCGCAGGUCUACACACAUCUCUGCAGAACAGAAGAGACGCUGCAACAUCAACAACGGCUUUAAAACUCUCUGCACCCUGGUGCCCCCACUCAAGUCCCAGUCCAAUAUCAGUAAUGCAGUCACACUGCAGAAGACUGUGGAGCACAUUGGGAAGCUGCAGCAGGAGAGGCAGCAGAUGCAGGAGGAAGUGCGCAGGCUCAAGGAGGAGAUCGAGGAGCUCAAUGCGUCCAUCAGCUCAUGUCAGGAGCAGCUCCCUGCCACUGGAGUCCCUGUCACACGCCACAGAUACGAUCACAUGCAAGAAAAGUUCAAUGAAUACGUCAAGAUGCGAACGCUGCACAACUGGAAGUUCUGGGUUUUCAGCAUCAUAAUCAAGCCGCUGUUUGAGUCGUUUAACGGCAUGGUGCUGACCACGAGCCGGACCGAGCUGUGCCAGACCACACUGCAGUGGCUUGACCGACACUGCUCCCUCCCAGCACUCAGGCCCAUGGUGCUGAGUACACUUCGCAACCUGUGCACAAGCACGUCCAUCCUGUCUGAGCCCACCCUGCUGCCUGAUGAAGCUCUGAAGGCUGUGUCCCAGGCAGAACCCUAGACUGUGUGUCCCAGCAUGCACCUCCUCAUCCAGUCUUCCUCCUCUAGACUCAGUAUCCCAGCAUGCCUCACCUCCUCCUCUGGGCUCAGUAUCUCAGCAUGCCUCACCUCCUCCUCUGGACCCGGUAUCCCAGCAUGCACUACUUCCUCUGGACUCCAAAUCUCAGCAUGCACCUUCUCCUCUGGACCCAGUAUCCCAGCAUGCACUACCUCCUCUUGACUCCAAAUCCCAGCAUGCACCUCCUCCUCUGGACCCAGAACCCCAGCAUGCACCUCCUCCUCUGGACUCAGAAUCCCAGCAUGCACCUCCUCCUCUGGACUCAGGAUCCCAGCAUGCACCUCCUCCUCUGGACUCAGGAUCCCAGCAUGCACCUCCUCCUCUGGACUCAGAAUCCCAGCAUGCAUCUUCUUCUCUGGACUCAGAAUCCCAGCAUGUACCUCCUCUUCCAGUCUUCCUCCUGUGGUUCAGAGGGCUUGCUGCUUCUGUUCGAUAAGUGAAGCGAAAUCGCACAUAGCUUUUUAAUUUUAAUUUAAUUUAAACUUGUAUCUUCUUGUCUGAGGGAAUGAUUUUCAGAUUUGAAGUCAGAAUGAUCGCCUUCAAAUAUUUAAAAGACUUAGUGCAAAAAAGGGAAGCUGUUUUUAUAUCUCACUCUUUGUAUGGGGUUAUGUGGAUUUUUAUGGUUUACCAACUACCAAAAUGUUUUCUAUUGGAUUGUGACAUUUGACACGAUUCAGAAACAUAUGAGCUUUAUUUUAUAAUACAUCCCUUAUCUGCUCAGGGGAAUCGUUAACUAGUUUUGCAGUUUUUAAAUCAGUUUUUUCAUAUGCUUGAAGAAAGUGUACAACCGUCACAUGUAGGGCUGGGUACUGCCAAAUAUUUUGAUACCUGUACUUCAACACUACUAAAAGUCCCUUUGACAGGACAGUGAACUUUUCCUGAAUGUCUUUAGAAUGAUCUUGAGCUGGAUCAGAACAAGUAUAAGAGCACUUAGCCUAGUAUACGCCUGAGGGAUUACACGGAUAUAAAGCCAAAUGGGAAUAGAAAAGAAAGUACUACCAUCUAUCCAUGUUGAAAAUCACAUUCUAUUGUGAUAUCACUGUGGUAUUAGAAACAAUAUUGAGUAUUGAAUCUAUUUAUUAGUAUCGCAAUUUUAGUAUCGUGACAACACUACUAGUGAGCAGUAGGGAGGAAAUGAAGUUUUCAAAAUUCAAAAGAUUCAUGUAUUUUUCAGUACUACAGAGGUUUCGUGAAAUGGUACCCAGCCCUGCUCUUUGGGGACUCCAAUCACUCAGGGCUAAAUCAGGUGAGAGGAUCGUCUCCUCCGCAAUGAACAAAUCAAUCAGGAUUCUGAUUAUGGUACAUGCACACUCCAUUUUUACACUAAUCCAAUGAACAAGAGCCAUGUAGGAUCUGUUUAACCAUCCAGUCAAAUGGUAUGUGACUAGAAGCAUUAUCUUAGUAAUAACAUCAGUGUAAAUGGUGCUCUCAUCGUUACAGGACUGAAAUGUGGAACUGACUGUUGAACAUCUUUGAACGUGGUUACAAAUAUUUGCCAUUUGGAGUUUUAAGUCAGUUCACGAGUGUGGAAUUAAAAAGUCGUAUUUAAAGGAACUGUAUGUAAGAUUUGAAAUUCCAUAUAUAACUGUGUCCUUCAGGGUUCCCACGGUCAUGGAAAUUCUGGAAAAAAUUUAAUUUUCUAGGUCUGGAAAAGUCAUGGAAUUUUAGUAUCUCAUUCACACAACUACAGCAUUCUGUUAAGUUCUCAUGAGGCUAUUCUGAUUAUUUCCGAAUGUAUGCACCUUUUGUUUAAAAAAGAUGGCAAUAAAUGCACUGACAGUAUUUUGAAUGUUAAAAAAUUUUAUAUUCAGCCCCAAAAGUAUGAUAAAUUCUAUACAUGUAGGGUGCCAUACAAUCAUGAAAAAUUCACUUAAGUUCAUGAAAAAGUCCUGGAAAAGUUUUGAAAUUUUGUUAGUAAAAAAGAGUGGGAACCCUGGUGCUUGGAUAAGAGGUAAACAUGUUCAAAUCACAUAUUGCUUUUACUGUUAACAAUUCUAAAUCUGAUUUAUUAUCUGACCAGAAAGCAGAAUGAGCCUCACGCGAGUCUCUCAUUUGGGUUGCCAUUUUUAGUGCUAAAAUCCAGCUGGUUUAAAACUAAAAUGCCUCUGUCUAAUAAAAAUGGUCACUACCUAAACCUAGCACCUGAACCAGUCAUGAACCAAUAUUAGUGCAAUGCAGUUGGCUAUAUACUGUCCAGAUAAUGAAAAAAACUUGUAUGUAUCCUCUUUUUACAGGUUUAGUGGUGAUUGUAGUACCUUUUUAAAACUGGUCAGACUAUAUACAGUUCCUUUUAAUUAAUAUCCCUCCGCCUAAUCAAAAGCAGCCUUAGUCCAGUGCACAAAGUGUCCUUCCUCUCUGGGUUCUUGCACUAUGGUGAGUUUACAUGAAUGUACAGCGCAGCCUUCCGCACCUGUUUUCAAAGUGACUUGGCUCUGAAUUAUUUUUAAAGUGAAAACAAAGACGGUGGUCACUUAAUUGAAUGCCGCUCCUCCAUCGUAGUUGUGUUUUGUACAGAUAGUUGUGUGUUAGCUCUGUGUUUGGCAGUUUGAUCUCUGCCCAUGUGUAGUCAAUAAAAAAAAACUUGUAUAUGUCAUGAAAAUUAAACCUAUUUUCUUAAACGUCA
Boleophthalmus pectinirostris (great blue-spotted mudskipper) is the source of this 5516-nucleotide messenger RNA. RefSeq names its product MLX interacting protein (gene mlxip). The record is from RefSeq and is a predicted model, not a curated record. The coding region runs from base 302 to 2836 and encodes 844 amino acids. Gene Ontology annotation, biological process: regulation of transcription by RNA polymerase II. Gene Ontology annotation, molecular function: DNA-binding transcription factor activity, RNA polymerase II-specific; protein dimerization activity; RNA polymerase II cis-regulatory region sequence-specific DNA binding. NCBI's taxonomy places the organism in Eukaryota, Metazoa, Chordata, Actinopteri, Gobiiformes, Gobiidae. Gene Ontology annotation, cellular component: nucleus. The transcript has 17 exons.